GUCACGUGCUGGGGGCAGCGGGAAGGCGGCGUUCUUGUUUCCUGGGCCCCUGUCCGCCAUGUUUUCAGGCCGGCUGAGCGUCGGUGUUUCCCCGUGAGGAAAUGGCCGGGGAGUUUCGGGGAGCCCAGGCGCCGGGGCCUCGGCGGAGCCCAGGCUGACCCGGAGCGGUUGUGCGCGGGGCGGGAGGCCAUGGCGUCCGGCAGUAACUGGUUGUCCGGCGUGAACGUCGUGCUGGUGAUGGCCUACGGGAGCCUGGUGUUCGUACUGCUGUUUAUUUUUGUGAAGAGGCAAAUCAUGCGCUUUGCAAUGAAAUCCCGAAGGGGACCUCAUGUCCCCGUGGGACACAACGCCCCAAAGUUACAAGAAGAAAAAUCUGCUGGGGCUCUGGCAGCCCUUUUAAGUGAGAGAGAUGGACGUGGACUUAACAGUGGUUGCUUUGGGGACUUGAGAGAGGAGAUUGACAUUCGGCUGUCCAGGGUUCAAGACAUCAAGUAUGAACCUCAGCUCCUUGCAGACGGCGAUGCGAGACUGCUCCAGCUGGAAGCCCAGGGAAAUCAGAGCUGCUACAACUACCUGUACAGGAUGAAAGCCCUGGACGCCGUCCGCGCCUCUGAGAUCCCGUUUCAUGCUGAAGGCAGGCAUCCCCGUUCCUUAAUGGGCAAGAAUUUCCGCUCCUACCUGCUAGAUCUCCGGAACACUAGUACUCCUUUUAAGGGUGUGCGCAAGGCCCUCAUCGACACCCUGCUGGAUGGCUAUGAGACAGCCCGCUAUGGGACGGGGGUCUUUGGGCAGAGUGAGUACCUGCGCUACCAGGAGGCCCUGAGUGAGCUGGCCGCCGUGGUCAAAGCACGAAGCGGGAGCUCUCAGAGACAGCACCAGUCAGCCGCCAAAGACCUAACCCAGUCUCCUGAAGUCUCCCCGACAACCAUCCAGGUGACCUACCUCCCUUCCAGUCAGAAGAGUAAACGUGCCAAGCACUUUCUUGAACUGAAGAGCUUUAAGGACAACUAUAACACACUGGAAAGUACUCUGUGACGGGCUGACGGACACUGCUCCUGCUGCUGGUGGCCUCAGGUCAUCUGGCCGGUGGGCGCCGGUCAGCCGAAGUCCCACUUCGUCCGGAGCUCGUAGGGUUCACGCCUAGAGGAUCAUUCUCCAACCUGUUCUUACGGCCAGUUUCAGAGAAUUGGUUAGGACUUGAUUUUCCCUUGGUAGCACUUUUUUCUGGAGUUGAAUUCAGAUGUUUUAAUGUUUCCAUCAUGGCUUCCUUAAAAAUCCUCACUUGGUUUUGAUUAUAGUUUGUUCAUUGGCCUUUUUUCCCCUGUCCUCAGACUAUAAAUAGUCCUAAGUUGUAAGAGUUGGGGGAGCCGGGCCUGGUGCAUUCUAUGUCUGCCCCUUCAUACAUAGAUGGAUGGGAACCGUUUGUGUUUGAGACAUCUUCGAGUUGAUUGGUUGGAAAGGCAGACGUGAGCUGGUGGGGAGGUCUGGGGAGGCCGUGAGGUGCGCAGAACAGCUUGCCUGGUGCUCCGUGGAAACCAGGCUGUGUGGAAACGUUAACCCGGCUUGGUCCCCGGAAAUGCGAGGAUCGGCCUCAGGCUUUCUUUACAUGCUGUCCUGAAUAAAUGGGAAAGGGAAUGUUGGCACCUGACACGAUCCCACCCCCCCCCUCAUUUAUUGAGGACGCUAUAUGGGACAGUGAAGCAAUGGUCAGGCCGACGCCCUGCUCUGACGUUAAAACUAAUAAAAUGAACAAUUAAGA
Lynx canadensis (Canada lynx) is the source of this 1759-nucleotide messenger RNA. RefSeq names its product chromosome F1 C1orf43 homolog (gene LTAP1). The record is from RefSeq and is a predicted model, not a curated record. NCBI's taxonomy places the organism in Eukaryota, Metazoa, Chordata, Mammalia, Carnivora, Felidae. The transcript has 8 exons. Gene Ontology annotation, biological process: phagocytosis. The coding region runs from base 190 to 1035 and encodes 281 amino acids.